UCCAAGCUAAACGAAUCGUCCAUCUCGAAAACCGCUCACUAGGCCGCCUUGUGCCACAACGAAGUCGUACCGUUCGCGAACGCCAGAGGAUUACUGUGAACCCGGAAGUGCCAACGUCGUAUCACCGUACAGCACGGCUCCUUUCCCCUUUUCUUCUCGCACCACAGCAUAUCAGCAACCGUCGGGCUUUUGUUGUUGCGGCUAUUGUUUGUGUGCAUGAACGAGUGCGUGUAUGUGCGCCGCCCAUCGUGUUUAGGCCAGUGAGUGAGUGCGGAGCAGUGCGACUUACCACCAACCGGGCAGUCAACGGUUUCGGCUUACGUUCGCCGUAACAAGCAUUAAUUUAUUACAUUAACGCACCAAACGUGCCGCGCAGUGUUAAGGGCGCUCGUAACGAAGGAGAGCGUUUCGCACCGGAAACCCUGCACAGCGCUCAGCGAGACUGUGUGUAGGUUGGAUCCCUUGAAUCUACCGUCGGUGGACCUUGGAGACGUGACCACGUUGACACGCCAGCCGUCAUACAGAUUGAUGCUCGGCGCUGGAUAAAGCACCGACUCGGCACGAAACAGAACGAACGACCAGCCAACCAAGGAGCGCAGCAACAGCAGCAGCAGCAGCAGCAGCAGCACACAGUCCAUAACUGGCACAAAAAUGAGUUCAAAGGCAUUACCAAAUCUAUUUAUGCUAUCAGCGGCGGUAAUUGCGCUGAUGGCGGUGCUGAUCGCCGGACCGCAGCCGGUGGUCGCCAACGACAGCCAGAACAUUAACCGACUGCUGAACAAUCAGGUGAUUGUAAGCCGGCAGAUCAUGUGCGUGCUGGAGAAGAGCCCCUGCGAUCAGCUCGGCCGGCAGCUCAAAGCGGCACUACCGGAAGUGAUACAGCGCAACUGCCGGAACUGUUCGCCCCAGCAAGCCCAGAACGCACAGAAGCUGACGAAUUUCCUGCAGACGCGCUACCCAGAAGUGUGGGCCAUGUUAAUACGCAAAUAUGGUGCCGUUUAAGCAGCAUCCUUCCACUCAUCGCAGGAUCGGAGGAUCGACUUUUUCCUCUUUCUCUUUUUUCUACGAAACAGAUUUACCUUCUAAGCGAUACGCCGAGCACGGGCCACUAAGCGAGCGUGGUCGGAGUGAAAAGUUAUACAUAUAAAAUGGGAAGAAAAGCUGACAGACGGAUGGGAAUGAAUGGGAAGUGAAGUCUUCGCGCAAAUCAAUCGUCCAACCAAAGCUAAUGGAAGCAGAGAGCAUAAGCAACGAAGUAGGAAAGCCACAACGAACAACGAAGAAGGACAAGCGUGCCAGCGAGCGAACGAGCGAACGAGCAUACGAACGUCGCAUACGUCCGAACGCAGAACUGUCAGAUCAGCAUCGUCACAUAUCCAGCGCUCUUCUCCCCCGGGAGCUUCUAUUCAGCAGAACGGCAAUCAGUUGCGAUGCGAUGGCCAGCAGGGAAAAGCCGAGAUGGGAAAUGUCCGCUUGUCGUGGUUGCCGGCAUCGACGAAAGUAUGGACGUGACGAUCAUAAUGUCACCGAAACAGCAUCGAAUUCUCCGAAGCGCAGCCAGUGUGGUAGUGAUUCUUCUUUUCCCCACCCGUUGCUCCUUCCUUUUUAUGCUGCCAACCAGCCAGCCUGACCGACGUCAACAGCUACUGCUAAGGCUUCGGGAAAAAGAUUCCGCGUUUCGUGCGAAGCCAAGCGAAGCGCGGCUACUGCUUAACGCUUUCUUCGUACUUCCUCUCCAACGGAACAUAACCGGAUUCUUUCGCCCAGCCCCAGGCCGCUGGUGACAAGCGGCUUAACGAGUUUGCUGUUUGACGGUGCGCUUAAUUUGUUUGUAUCGCAACGUCGGUGGCGCAUAAUCGGAUUAUGGAUAUGCGUGUUUGGCUGGCUGGCUGGCUGGCUGAGCUGGCUGAGUGUCCAUGGUUAUUCCGCUCGUUCAUCAGCAGCCACCACUAGAGUCAAACAGUCACUGCUAACGGCUAGAAUUAAUAUCAAAUCAACAGAACUAUGUGAUAGCAUCAUAUCCUCCCCGACCCCUGUCGAGGCGAAAGGCAACGGGAACCCGUUUGCAGUAUCAGUUCACUUUCCCGAACGAAAUCGCAGAGUUCGCGAAUGGUCGCAUCAAAGGCAGACGAACGCCGGCGGCCUCAUCAUGGCGGAGAACAACAAUAUCAACCCCUUCCUCUCGUGUUUUCCAUCCCGAGGACAAAAUAUCAUUUACCCUAGCGUAGGAUACCGUCGGUGAGCAUAGGUUUGCAUAAACAGUACAACAACGAUCAGUUAUCUCUGUCAAGGGGCGCCGCCCCUGUCGUCUGUAGAGUGACUUUUACAGGCCAGGCGGGAAUUCCUGUUUGAAGCCUGAUCGGCUGAUUUCCCGUCAGUGUUUGGUUCGUUUGAUGGAAUAAAGAUGAUUGAAUGGA
Molecule: messenger RNA, 2417 nt
Organism: Anopheles aquasalis
Lineage: Eukaryota; Metazoa; Arthropoda; Insecta; Diptera; Culicidae
Product: putative odorant-binding protein A10
Source: RefSeq, a predicted model, not a curated record